Messenger RNA from Hypanus sabinus (Atlantic stingray), 2347 nucleotides. RefSeq names its product zinc-binding protein A33-like. The transcript is spliced from 6 exons. The coding region runs from base 328 to 1764 and encodes 478 amino acids. The record is from RefSeq and is a predicted model, not a curated record. Gene Ontology annotation, molecular function: zinc ion binding; protein binding. Lineage: Eukaryota; Metazoa; Chordata; Chondrichthyes; Myliobatiformes; Dasyatidae.
CCCCUUACUCCAAUUCAACGCUUUUCUAAUUUGUCCAUCUCCAAUGCUGUUGUGAAGGAGACAGAAUUAUGAUCACUAUCUCCAAAAUGCUCUCCCACUGAGAGAUCUGACACCUGUCCAGGUUCACUUCCCCAUACCAAGUCAAGUACCUCCUCUCCUCUUGUAGGCUGAUCUGCAUAUUGUGUCUAGAAACCUGCCUGUAUACAAGUAACAUAAUGUUCAUUCCCUGAGAUUGCAGCGCGUGUAGCGGACAAUCGCUGUACUGUUGGGGAUCAGCAGCUCCCCGAAAGUGAAAGAAUUCUGAAUCAGGAAGUGCUGGGAGUUAAUAUGGCUUCGAAAGGACCGGCCGAGAGUUGGACCGAGGAGACAAUUUGUCUCAUCUGCCUGGAAUUAUUCACCGAUCCGGUAUCAUUGCAGUGCGGACACAACUUCUGUCGCUCUUGUAUCACACGAUGUUGGGAAAGGAAGGGGAGAAACUCCUGUCCGGAAUGUAGAGAGGUGAUUGCUGACCGCACCCUCAGGGUCAAUCGUGCCUUAGCAAAUCUGGCAGAAAAAGCUCGAAAUCUAAACCUGAAUCCGAAAGGGAAGGAGAGUAACCUUCACUGCGAGGAACAUGAGGAAGAACUGAAGCUGUUUUGUGAAACAGACAAGACAUUGAUCUGUCUGAUCUGUGCAGUUGCGCAAGAACACGGAGAACACCGCUUCCUGCCGAUUAAAGAAGCUGUUAAAAUCUACAAGGAUCAGCUAAAAUCUUCCUUAAACUCUCUAACAAAACGGAAAUCAGACUUCCUGGAAAAGGAGCAGCAACAGAAAGAAAAGAUUUCUGGAGUUCGGGAACAGUCCAACAGCAUUCAGACCCACAUCACAUCCCAGUUUGCUGAACUGCACCAGAUUAUCACGGAGAAAGAGCAGAGCUUACUCAGGGAUCUCAGGCAUGAAGAGGAGAGGAUUCUAAAUCCAAUGGAAAAAAAUCUUCGAGAGAUUCAGGAGAAUAUAAGGUUAAUUCAGGAGGAAAUCACAAAGUUAAAGGAACAGAUGGAUCAAAAAGACAGUGUGAUAUUUCUCAAGGAGGAAGCUCAUCAGAACAGGAGAAUUAGUGACGAUGUCCAGGAAUUGUCAGUGACAGAUGAAGCUCUACCAGUUGAAAAAUUUGUUCACCCCUAUUUGUUGAACACAGUGCUGAGAGAAGCACAUGAUGCCAUUAAUAGAGUCUCUGUCACCCUGGAUGUGGAAACGGCGCAUCCGUGGCUCGAGGUGUCUGAGGAUCGGAAGAGUGUGAGAUGGACUGGGACCCGAAGGGAUCUCCCUGACACCGGGAAGAGAUUCACACACUCGGAAUGUGUGCUGGGCUCGGAGGAAAUCACAUCGGGGAGACAUUACUGGGAGGUGGAGGUGACAGGGAAUCGGUUCUGGUGGCUGGGGGUCGCCGCAGAUUCUGUGCAGAGGAAGGGAGCUGUCAGACUGAGUCCAGAGACCGGAUUCUGGAUCAUCGGGCGGGUUGAUGACGUGUUACAGUGGGAUUAUGACGUGUUCCGUGUUCACACCUCCUUUGAUUCCCGUCUGCCUGCCUGUCCCAUCCCCGGGAGGGUGGGAGUUAAUCUCAGUUACGAGUCUGGGACAGUUUCAUUUUACAACGCGGAGACCAAGUCCCAUCUCCACACCUCCACUGGGAAUAAAUUCACGGGGAAACUUUAUCCUUUCUUUGCGAUUUGGGAUGAAAACCAGGGGCUGAAAAUCUGCUCCGGUUCCGCUCCGGGUCUGUAAUCGGGUCGGGUCCCUGGACCGGAAUCAGGAGUAAAGUCUCUGUACAUAUAAAUGUGCAGAGAAUGAUAUAAACCCGAGAUGAGAUUUUUUUGUUCCAUUAAUUUUAACUCGUUCACUGCGUCCGUUAACCGAACACAAAAAAAAACUGCAGAUUCAGCCCCAGCCACGGGCGGCGUGUCAUAAAGUCCACUCAUACAUGCACAGGUGUAAUCGGGCAAGUGGAGGCUGUGCUGACUGGAAGAGGGCUGUCAGGGUGAAUCUUGUUAAGACCAUAAGCUUUAAAAAGCCAUCUCAUAGCUAUUCAACAUUUUCCUUCUCUUGAGAACUGACACCAACCUGAUUUUCCGAAUCCCGUUGCAUAUUGAUCUUCCCCAAAACAUUUGUGACUUUGCCAUUAUUACAUACCUUUUCCUGCUCCAGACUGAGAAUUAACAGUCACUCCCAUAAUUUAAUAAAGCUUUUAUGUGAAAACUAUAAACCCCCGAAAAAUUGUAUUGAAGUCUACAUUUGAUUUUGUUCAGUCCUACAUGUUUCACACUGUAAUAAUCUAUGUUUAACAGUACUUACGCACCCCGUAACGGGU